Molecule: messenger RNA, 4412 nt
Organism: Epinephelus fuscoguttatus (brown-marbled grouper)
Lineage: Eukaryota; Metazoa; Chordata; Actinopteri; Perciformes; Serranidae
Gene: dhx57
Product: DEAH (Asp-Glu-Ala-Asp/His) box polypeptide 57
Exons: 25
Coding region: 88-4410 (1440 amino acids)
Cellular component (GO): intracellular anatomical structure
Molecular function (GO): RNA binding; protein binding; ATP binding
Source: RefSeq, a predicted model, not a curated record
GGCCAAUGGAGGAGAUGCAGGCUACCGGUGGUUGGAACAGCUGGCUAUGAUUGUUUGCUGCUAUGAAAGGACAUUAAUUGAAUAGAAAUGAAUGCAAGGAGAAGAGGUGGGAAGCCAAACAGAGGAGGGGGGAAAUUUAACAAGCCGAGAGGAGGUGGUGGAGGAGGAGGCGGAGGUGGAGGUGGAAGUAGGAAAGGAGGAGCCGGUUGCUGGGAUGACGGUGAUGAUUUCUCCCUUGAUUUUGGACCCUCUCGUCCCAGCAGACCUGGCAAAGGACGGGGCAGCAGCGGCGGCAGCCACGGUGGCAGGGAUGGAGGUCGAGGACGGGGAGGUAGAGAUCAUGACAGGGAUGGCAGAGGCAGUGGUAAGAGCAGUGGCAAAGCUCUCCCAAGGUCCCUGGCAAGGACAAGACCAAGCCCAAAGACAGGUGACGGCAUCAAGCCGGAGAUGAGCAGCAUGCCCUUGCAGAGGAUCUUCAUGACUAAUGAGAACCAAGAACAACUCAAGGAGCUGCUGCGGAAUCUGCAGUCCCAGGACUUUGAUGAGCCAUAUGAUGAAUCUGGUUCAGACUAUUCUGGGGGAGAAGAGGAUGAGGUGGAAGUUGAUGAGUUGGACCACCGCGAGGAUGGCCAGUUUUGGGCCACUAAUGACGAGCCUGUGGAGAGGGCAGAGAGCCCGGCGUAUGAGACAGAGUCUGAUGAUGAACGGCCCACCCCUGAACCUAUCAUCUCCUUAUUUGCCAUAGGAAAACUCUGCAGGUAUGGGUUUGACAGGGAGCGUGGCAAACAGGCAUUGGAGUCUGGUGGAGGGGAAUUCGGGGCCACUUUGGAACAGCUCCUCCAGCAGGUUUUCAGUGAGCGCUACGGCCAGAAAGCACUUUCUCCUGACGGCCUUGAGGGGGUGCCUAUGGAUGAGUGUCUGAGCCAGAGGCAGGAGGAAUCUCUAGCUCUAUGUGCCAUUUACGGGGAGCGCUUCAGUGAGCGCAUUGCCAACGCUGUCUGGACAGUUACCCUCGACCUCUCAUUUCUCUCAGACAAUGCUGCAAAGAAUGGCAGGCAAGGCGGGAGUCGUGGGGGCGGAGGUGCUGUUAACACCCGUGAUGUCUGCCGAUUCUACUUGAGAGGGCAGGGCUGCCGGUUUGGGGACAAAUGCAAAUUUAAGCACCAGCUCGUCAGUACAGGGAGAUCUGGGGCCAGUUCCCCAGACCCGAACAGCCCUAGCCAGCCUGGCUUCAGCAGCUCUUCUCCUCCUGAGUAUGAACUAGAGAUCCGUUUCCCCAAAGGAAACCGUUACCCGUUUCAGGCACCAAUAGUUGCCUUCAGCACCACCGAUGAGUCUGUCGGAGCCGCAGGGAGGCUCAGCGUGACUGAGAGAUUGUAUGGAGAAGCAUUGGCUGCUGCGUCGAGCAACGAGCCUGUUGUUUACACUCUGAUCACCUUAUGUGAGGAUGAAACUACCAUGAAGGGACUGCUGGCUGUCACUCAUCACAAAUACAGCACGCCCCCGCCUGUUGUGGCACCUCCUCCACCCUCUUUUGCUGUGGCAAAGAGUAAGAAUUUGAGGAGCAAUGCCUCUGAGGAAAACAGGAGUAGUAACAGCAAAAGGACCGCUCCACCUACCAACCAGAGACCUGCAGAUUUGAAAGAGGCAGAAGAGGCAGAGUCUCCAGAUGAAAGGGACGAAGACGACGAGGACGAGGCUGUUCCAGUCGAGAGUGAGAGUUACGUCAGUCUGAGGAAGAGGAUGGUGAAUAAGCACAACCCGAAGAUAGACAACCUGCUGAAAGAAAAUGGCAAGCUGUGCAGAGAGUUUAAGAAGAAACCGUCUUCCGGGCGGUUCAGGUCCAUGUUGGAGCAGAGGAGGAAACUGCCAGCUUGGCAAGAAAAAGAAAACAUCCUCGAACUGCUAGGCCAGUGUCAGGUGCUGGUUGUCAGCGGGAUGACUGGGUGUGGUAAGACCACUCAGAUCCCUCAGUUCAUUUUGGAUUCCUCAUUAGACGGUCCAGCGGAGCAGGUGGUCAACAUCAUCUGUACUCAGCCACGCCGCAUCUCUGCCAUCUCUGUGGCCCAGAGAGUGGCACAGGAGCGUGCAGAGAGUCUGGGACACUCAGUGGGCUAUCAGAUCCGUCUGGAGAGUGUUAGGUCGUCUUCCACCAGACUGCUGUACUGCACCACGGGCGUGUUGCUCAGGAGACUGGAGGGCGAAGCAGACCUGAAAGGCGUCACACAUGUUAUUGUGGAUGAGGUGCACGAGCGAACGGAGGAGAGUGACUUCUUGCUGUUGGUGUUAAAAGACCUAAUAAUGCAGAGACCGGACCUGAAGGUCAUUCUGAUGAGUGCCACCCUUAAUGCCAACCUCUUCUCUGAGUAUUAUUACAACUGCCCCACUGUCCACAUACCAGGCCGCACUUUUCCCGUCGACCAGUAUUUCCUUGAAGAUGCCAUCGCUAAAACCCACUACGUCAUUGAGGAUGGCAGCCCCUACAUGCGCUCAGGGAAACAGAAUCAGUCUUCCACAAGUGGACGAGGGAGCAAAGGAGACCCGAGGGACAUGGUGGACGACUUGGGCGACGACGUGUGGAACUUCAUGUCUUUCUGUAAGAAGGACUUUGUCAAAGACUCCAUUCCAGACCAGCAGCUCAGCCUGCAGGAUCUCACCAUCAGAUACAAAGAUGCUAAGAAGUCUGUGGUGAAGACCAUGGCUGCCAUGGAUCUGGACAAGAUCAACAUGGACCUGGUGGAGAACCUGCUGGAGUGGAUUGUGGAUGGAAAACAUGACUACCCUCCAGGUGCAGUGCUUGUGUUUAUGCCAGGCCUGGCUGAGAUCAAGAUGCUGUAUGAGCAGCUCAGGUCCAACAGAAUGUUCAACAACAGAGGCGCAAAAAGAUGUGAGGUGUACCCACUCCACUCAACCUUGUCCAAUGAGGAGCAGCAGGCAGUUUUCAGCCGGCCCCCAGAGGGUGUCACAAAGAUUAUCAUCUCCACCAACAUCGCAGAGACCUCUGUAACCAUCGACGAUGUGGUAUAUGUCAUUGACUCUGGCAAAAUGAAGGAGAAAAGGUAUGAUGCGACUAAAAGCAUGGAGAGCCUGGAGGACUCGUGGGUUUCUCGUGCCAACGCUCUGCAGAGGAAGGGUCGAGCAGGUCGGGUGGCCUCGGGGGUCUGCUUCCACCUCUUCACCAGCCACUGCUUCCAACACCAGCUGGCUGAGCAACAGCUGCCUGAGAUCCAGAGAGUGCCUCUGGAGCAGCUCUGCCUCCGAAUCAAAAUCCUGGAUGUGUUUGCCGAGCGGACGCUGGAGUCUGUCUUCUCCCGGCUCAUCGAGCCCCCGGCUAUGGGAAGCUUGGACGCAGCCAAGCAGCGCCUACAGGACCUCGGAGCUCUGACUGCAGAUGAGAAACUGACCCCGCUGGGCUACCACCUGGCCUGCCUGCCCGUUGACGUGCGCAUUGGGAAACUCAUGCUGUUCGGGGCCAUCUUUCGCUGCCUCGACCCAGCGCUCACCAUCGCGGCCAGUCUGGCCUUCAAAUCACCAUUUGUGUCUCCCUGGGAUCACCGGGAAGAAGCCAAUGAGAAGAAACUGGCCUUUGCCGUUGCCAGUAGCGACCAUCUAGCUUUGUUACAAGCAUACAAGGGAUGGUGCUGUGCUGCAAAGAAUGGCAACCAGGCCGGCUACCUUUACUGCAGGGAGAACUUUCUGUCUUGGCGAGGCUUGCAGGAGAUCGCCAGUCUCAAAAGACAGUUUGCUGAGCUGCUCUCUGACAUUGGCUUCAUCAAGGAGGGACUGAGAGCCAGGGUUAUAGAGCGCAUGUGCUCUAAAGGCACAGAUGGUGUUCUGGAGGCGACCGGCCCCAAGGCUAACUUGAACUCAGACAACAUAAAGCUGAUGUCCGCCAUGCUUUGUGCUGCCCUCUAUCCCAACGUGGUCCAGGUCCGAGCUCCUCAGGGGAAUUACAAGAUGACCAGCAAAGGAGCGAUGAAGAUGCAGCCCAAAGCCAACGAGCUCCGCUUCAUGACCAAGAACGAUGGCUGCGUCCACGUGCACCCGUCGUCUGUCAACUACACUGUUCGCCACUACAACAGCCCCUACCUGGUUUACCACGAGAAGGUGAAGACGAGCCGCGUCUUCAUCAGGGACUGCAGCAUGGUGUCUGUCUACCCGCUGGUGCUGUUCGGAGGCGGACAGGUCAACGUGGAGCUGCACAAGGGAGAGUUUGUUAUCUCGCUGGAUGACGGAUGGAUCCGAUUUGCUGCCGCUUCUCAUCAGGUGGCUGAGCUGGUGAAGGAGCUGCGCUGGGAGCUGGACCAGCUGCUGGAGGACAAAAUCAGGAACCCAAGCAUGGACCUGUGCAGCUGCCCCCGCGGCUCCCGCAUCAUCCACAUGAUAGUUCACCUCAUCUCGACACAGUAGCU